GUCUGGUCUGGUUGAGGUUCUUGUAGAAGUUCUGUAAGAGGGGAGAGAGGAGAAUUAUUAUUGUAAUGGCGAUUUAUGGAAGAGAAUUUUGCAGUGUAUAUUUAGGUUCUUUGACCGAUAUUUACGAAGUGAAUACAUGUUUGAUGUGAAUGUUUUGUGUUUAUUUUGUGAAUAAUCGAGGAAAAGAUGGCGCGUUAUUCAAAGGCAUAUGGUAAGAAAGGCCAUGGUACUUCAAAGCCAAAUCUGCAGUCCAACAUACAGUUUGAGACAAUAUUUUGUGAGAACAGUAACAGACCUUCAGCAGCCAAAUCAGCUGGAACUAUAGGAAAAUGGGGAAUUACCUCAUUUACGUCCAUUCGAAGUUCCAAUUUCUCUGUUACUGGUCGGUUGGAUGACAAAGGGUUUGGAAACAAAAGGAUGCGAGGAGAUGUCAAAAUGGGUCGGAGAGACCCAUUUAUAUUUGUUCACUCGCCUCCCCCCACUCCCACAAGUGCUCCUCCAAGACCGAAAAAGUUCUUUAAGAGUCGGAAUGCCAACGAGCCUCCAGCCAUUUCUUCCCCAACCCAGUCACAGCAACCGGCUCGCAAAUACUCUAAGUCUUCUCCUUCCAGGUUGCCAGUGACUGCUGCAUCAAAGAAGGCUUUUCCCCCACCAAUUGAGUUUGAAGAGGAACAGACAGAAGCAAUGAACUUGUCAUCUACUCCCUCUGCUCCAAGACGGGUCAUGUCUCCUGAUCCUCUUCCUUCGGCAUCACCACCUUCUGCUCCUGCCUCUUCCAAGUCGCCUAAAUCACCUUCUCACUCACACAAUCCGCCUAUUGUCCUGCGAAUCUUCAAAGGAACAGCACAACUGGUGACACCUGUUGAUGAGUCACAACCACCGGCACCGACUCCAGCACCUGUUGCAGCUACCACACCCGAAAGGAAGUCUCGUCGAAGAGGGCACAGUAUAGAGACAGCAGGAAAUGUUUCACCUAAAAGGUUAAGAGAGAGACACAAAGGAGUCUCCUAUACGGAAGAUGAUCCCGAGUCUGAGGCCGAAUUUGAUUAUGAAGCAUUAUCCAUCCCAACAACAGGAUCUACAAGGUCACGUUCGAGGUCAACAACUUCUGUAACAGCUCCUCCUGCACCUCCUUCUGCCCCUCCUCCACCUCCUUCUGCCCCUCCUCCAGCUCAACCCAUUGAAGAUCCAGUUGAGGUUCCGAUGGAAAUUCAAUCGGAACCAGAACAAGAUUUUGAACCCAUUUCUGAACCCACUCAUACUUCACCGGCUGUGCCUGCUACUGAAACGCAAGAAGAUGAAACCGUCGAGGACAUCUCAAAACAAGUAGAGAUCUCGGCCAAAAUUGAAGAAGGACAAAACCUAAUUGAAAGUACUUACGUGGAUUUCAGUGAAGCCGAAAAGAAAUUGUUAGAUGUAAGGACCAAAACAAGUACGGACGCGGAGAGAGAAAAACUGCUUGCCGUGUUGGGUGAUGACAGUGAUGAACAAAUGCAGCAACAGAGCGGUGAUAGGGAACACUCUCAAGGGAAACAAGAGAGUGGGGAGACGGAGUGGUUUUCUGAUAGUGAGUGCAGUGAUACUGUCACCGAGCAAACGAACACCAUCAGUGAAAGUGAAGUAGCUUCCAAAAGCGUGAAGGAAGCUCCUGUUCCUCAGAAAACGCCAAAGAAAAGAAGUAUUUUUAAGUCACGCCAAGGUGGAGGAGAUUCGAAUCCCCCCGGGAGGAAAAAGCGUUUUGGCCUAUACAAACACAAAUGGAGUGGGAGUGAUGGACCACCAGGGGCUGCUACUCCUACACAAACCAGGCCUGAAGAAGUGAUGAAUGUCAACACAUUAGAGGAGGAGUUCGAGGAGGCUGAGGCACUCACAAGGGUUACAUCCUAUCCAGAACCUGAUGCAGACAGCAUGGACGCUGAAGUAGGCUUAGUUACAAGCAUAAAGUGCACAAAAAAAGUUAAAGGAUUUUACACGGUUGUUAGAAAUGUGAAGAAAGCAUACCAGAUUCAAGAAUCAGGAGAAUUUCAAGAGUUUAAUGAUGAUGUUGAAUACAUUUUAGAUGCCUUACAAGAUAAUAAUCCUAUAGCGACAAGGUGCCUGUCUGCGAUAUCGUUAGCCUCCAAGUGCAUGGUACCAGCCUUUCGCAUGCAUGUACGAGCCCACGGUACUGUCGCCAAGUUCUUCCGAGCCCUCCACGAUGCCACCAAGGAUCAGAGUUUGGGAAUGUGCACGGCGACUGUGAUGUUUGUGCUGAGUCAGGACCAGCUGAACAUGGACUUGGACAGGGAUUGUCUGGAGCUGAUGUUGAAUCUGCUGGAAAGUGACAUCAGCCACACCUCAGCACUGGAUGACUGUGGACUUUCAGAUGUCCAACUGCACAAGACACGACAGAAGGUGCGGCAAUUGUGUGCAGACAUACAGGCCAAGGGUCACGCGAAGCAUCUCAAUCUGGACAAUAUCACGGUGGGUCACCUAGCGAUGGAGGCACUGCUGAGUCUGACAUCACGACGUGCUGGAGAAUGGUUCAAAGAGGAGUUGCGGCAGCUGGGUGGUCUGGAGCACAUAGUUCAGACCAUCAACGAUUGCAGCAAAGUGAUAGACUUCCAAGUGGAGUGGUGUCCUCCCAUGUUGGAUAAGCUGCGGAAGGUGGACCGGUGCCUCCGUGUACUGGAAAACGUGACAUUGCAGAAUGAAGAGAACAACAUGUACCUGCUGACUUACAGAGAGGGUGUGAUUGUGGACACACUGAUCAGGCUGUUCAAGGUGUGUGACUCGGAGCUAACAAGGUAUCCUGUGUACUCGAUGGCUGACAAGGAGUCCGUGGGUUUUGUUAUCAAGGAGUGCCUCAUUGCCAUUCUUAAAGUGCUCAUCAACCUCACCCAUGACUUUAACAACAAAUCGUUUGGGUCAGCGAUGAUGGGAGGCCGCCAGGGGGUGGUUGAAGCAACUCUUCACAUCUUGCUGCAGACUCCAGACCAUGUUCCUGAUGAGCAGAAGUUUGAUAUCAUUGUAUUGGCGUUGAUACUUCUGAUAAACUUUGUAGAACACAGUGACACCAAUCGAAAGUUGUUAAUAGAAGCAAAUGCUCCAUCGGAUCCAGAUGCUUUGUUUGAAAUGACACAGCCAGUAUCAGGUGUGAGUGCUCUAGUAAGGCUGUUCUACCAGCAAGAGGAGUUGGCUCGGACAGAGGAACGCAAGACUGAUGCUAUCCUGGACGGAGAACAGAAACCUCAGGCGUCAUCCCAGGAAGAAUUCUAUGAAGAAACCGUCGCCAUGUUGCUUCAGAAAGCAGGACGGAACAUGGAGCAUACUCUCGUAGCAGCAUACAUUGCUCUCCUACUCGGAUACUUGGUGAUGGAUAAUAAGGAAUUUGAGCUGUUCAUCAGGAAACAUUUACCAAGCGGCAACUUUAAUGUGAUGUUGACUGUACUUCAGAAGUUCUUUAACUUCAUGACAUUAACUUCAGCUGCCGGGUCAGGAAGUAGUAGAGGUAUCAAGGCAACAGAGAUGGUGAUCAAAUACCUAAGUGAGAGUGAUAAAAUGCUGCAGCAAACAUGAGACCAAGCCUCUGAUGUGCAAGGUCCAGUUGGAGGCUCCUGAGACUGCCAUGUUGUUGUUGUUGACUGAUGUCUUCUCUUGGAAACUGUAUACAAUGUUAUAUAGUCUAGGUAGUAGUUCUGUACAUUCAUCUAUAUUAUAUUUAUUAUUCUCAGCCAGCUUGUAAAUAAGUAGGUUAUAUUAAACGUUAUUUUACAAUUUUAUAAUACUGUUGGACAAGCUUAUCUUGAGCAUUUUACUGUGUUAAAACAUGUAAUAUAUAUAUGCAACACUUUUAAAGUACAAAUUUAUGUCUGUAUAAAUUCUAUUUUGAAAAAAUUCUUUAUAUUAAUUUUAUAAUAUUGUAAAUCAUAUAAUUGUAGUGUAA
This is a messenger RNA of Homalodisca vitripennis (glassy-winged sharpshooter), 3925 nucleotides long. It is a transcript of the gene wapl, whose product is annotated as protein wings apart-like. The transcript has 16 exons. Gene Ontology annotation, biological process: regulation of chromosome condensation. Bases 187 to 3558 code for a protein of 1123 amino acids. The record is from RefSeq and is a predicted model, not a curated record. NCBI's taxonomy places the organism in Eukaryota, Metazoa, Arthropoda, Insecta, Hemiptera, Cicadellidae.